Molecule: messenger RNA, 915 nt
Organism: Aspergillus heteromorphus CBS 117.55
Lineage: Eukaryota; Fungi; Ascomycota; Eurotiomycetes; Eurotiales; Aspergillaceae
Product: vacuolar protein sorting-associated protein 26
Exons: 3
Coding region: 85-840 (251 amino acids)
Biological process (GO): retrograde transport, endosome to Golgi; intracellular protein transport
Cellular component (GO): retromer complex; endosome
Source: RefSeq, a predicted model, not a curated record
GGCCGACUCACCUAGCCCAUUACCUUCUCUCGAUCCCAUUGACCCUCUUAUAUCUCUCUUGCCCGCUCGGAGCCCCCUCCCACAAUGACCUCCCUCUUCUUCUCCACACCCGUCGACAUCGAUGUCGUCCUCGAAGACAGCGAUGAGCGCCAGACAGUCGACGUCAAGCUCGACAAGGGCCGUCGCGAGAGGGUACCUCUCUACAUGGACGGCGAGUCCGUGAAGGGUGCCGUGACUGUCAGGCCCAAGGAUGGAAAGCGAUUGGAACACACGGGCAUCAAGGUGCAGUUCAUUGGUACAAUCGAGAUGUUCUUCGACCGCGGUAAUCAUUACGAGUUCCUCUCGCUGGUGCAGGAGCUCGCAGCUCCCGGAGAACUGCAACACCCUCAAACCUUCCCCUUCAACUUCAAGAACAUCGAGAAACAAUACGAGUCCUACAACGGUAUCAAUGUGAAGCUACGUUACUUCGUUCGUGUGACGGUGUCGAGACGCAUGGCCGAUGUGAUUCGGGAGAAGGACCUAUGGGUUUACUCCUAUCGCAUGCCCCCGGAGACAAACAGCCCCAUCAAGAUGGACGUCGGUAUCGAGGACUGCUUGCACAUUGAGUUCGAAUACUCCAAGUCCAAGUACCACCUCAAGGACGUCAUCGUUGGACGCAUCUACUUCCUCCUCGUACGGUUGAAGAUCAAGCAUAUGGAACUCUCAAUUAUUCGCCGUGAGACGACCGGUUCUCCUCCCAACCAAUAUAACGAGAGUGAGACAUUGGUGCGGUUCGAGAUCAUGGAUGGAUCCCCUUCGCGAGGUGAGUUGGCUGUGUGCCCAUUGCACCUGGCGCCCUGAAGUGCCAGCACGUGACACUGCGGGAUUAUCGCGACUGGGUGACUUCCCCGACUGACUCUUUCUAGGUGAAACCAU